AUGUUCAGCAACAAUAAAGGAUUCGAUGCCACCAAACUCAAAGCAGCACUCAAGCUGGCUAGCAGCCGCUUUGAUGUGGCCAAAAACAAAAAGUCGGCGCUCAUGAAACAAAACAUGAGAGAAAUUGCCAUGUUACUGGCCGAAGAGCCUCCUAAAGAAGAAAAGGCAAGGAUUCGAACGGAACGAUUGAUCAAAGAUGACUACUUGAUUGAAGCAUAUGAGAUUCUUCAACUGGAAUGCCAAUUGCUGACCGAGAGAGUGCAGCUAUUGAAGCACUCCAACAAGAAUGAGUGCCCUGCCGAUCUUGUGCCAUGUGUGUCCGACUUGAUCUAUGCGGCUCCUCGGGUAGAGAUUCCAGAGCUUCAAGAAAUCAGAAAGCAGCUCAUUUCCAAGUUUGGCAAGACACUUGCCAUGGAUGCGGACAACAAUAAGGAUGGUGUGAUCAGUCCCAGGAUUGUGGAAAAGCUGUCUCUGGCUCCCCCCACGGCGUACAUGGUGCAAAACUACAUGACAAAAAUUGCCAAGCUGCAUGAAGUCUCCUAUGAGCCCACAGUACAGUUGACAUUGGAAGAGGCAUUUGAGCCAGUAGCUGCCCCUGUUGGAUAUUCCGUUCCAGUGGCCACCGGCACGGGGCUAGGUGCGGCUGUUCAACAAGAGACAGCAAGCCAAGAAGCCAAAAUGCCACCCACAAACCCUUACUUCAAGAAGGACUCAGUGACAGUGGUAGAAGCAUUCCCGUGUGCUCCAGGAAGUGAAGAGCAUCAUGACCAGUCCCAUCCCAAUGUGAGCCCAUCUGCUCCUGUAAUCUCAGCAGCUCCUUUUGAAGUGGAAGUGGAGGCAGAGGAGACGGACACAGUCCAGCCCAAACCAAUAGUCCCAACGAAGGAAUUCCCAUCAGAGACAGAGAAAAUCAUGGAUGUAGAGGAGAAAGUUGAUAGCAGGGAUGCUCAGGAGGAAUCUUUGACCGAUGAGAGUCUUUCUCUUCCAAGGCGGCUGAUAGUUGAACCAGCCUCAGCGGACGAGAACACAACCAACAAGAUGGAUCUCUAUAAUGUAAUGACUGGAAUGAGUGUCCCUGUCAUCAAACCAGAACAAGCUUCUCCCGAGGAAGAACCAGAAAUCAUCGUCAAUCCUGAAGAAGAGUUGAUUGAAGACAAAGACAUGAAUGAAAGCCAUGAUGUCAUGGAUGCCAAGGAUGAGACCAAGGUUGAGGUAGCCCAAAUCAUGCCACGCGAGCUGAAGAAUCCAAUUUCAGAGGAAUCUGAACUAGAGCUUCUAAGGAAUCGGUUCCAAGCACUGGCUGCACCACGGGAGGAUACCAAGAACCUUGAUGAUGCCAAAGCCACCAAAAAUAUGGACAACGCAAAAAAGCAUGUGGUUGAGCUGGACAAAAGCGAGAACCCUGACUCCAGAUCUGCUUUGAUUGUGAGUCGCAAUGACCUUGAGCAGGUGCCCGAUCAUGAGGAGGAACCCCUUUUGGCUGCUUACUAUGAAGAGCCGAAGACCGAAGAUUCGGUGGAUAAAACAUCAAUGCUACAGUUGGACAAGGUAGAAGGUCAGUUGAGCACGACAGAAGAAAAGUAUGACAUUGCAGAAGAACGUUCGAAAAAUACAGACGAGCAGCAGUUGGACAAGACCGAAGAGCAGAUAGACCAUCAAAAGAAGAACUUGAUUGACGAUUCUAAGAGCCAGAGCAAUCAAGGAGAGGAGAACUUGAAAACAAAGCCAUCAAGUAACACUGGAGCUGCAGAAGACCACAUUACAGGAGCUGCCUUUGCCGGGGGAGCUGUUGGGGCUGCAGUGGCCGGGCCUUUAGGUGGGAUCCUUGGUGCUGCAGGUGUAGCACACUUGGCGGCCAACAAGAAAGGAAAGGCCGCUGAUAUUGCCAGGAAAUGUGGCAAGAAAGUUUCAAAGAUGACCAACAAAUUGGUCCAGAAGCUGGAUCUUGCCUAG
Messenger RNA from Seminavis robusta, 1953 nucleotides. Lineage: Eukaryota; Bacillariophyta; Bacillariophyceae; Naviculales; Naviculaceae. The record is from the annotation of a GenBank genome assembly.